AUGGCUUCAUCAACAAGCAUGGUGAUGGCAGAACACAUCGAAAAACGCACUUGGUUUGAACGUGGUAAAAGAUUGAUGUAUCGUGUAGAAUCCAAUCGCCGUGAAAGUUUUGAAACAUGGCCGUUAGCUCAUCUUUUAGAUAUUUUUGAAUUGGCUUCUGCUGGAUUCUAUUAUACCGGAGUUGGUAACUUUGAAUGUUGUUUUGAAUGUGGAGUUAAAAUUAACGAUUGGACUUUGGGUGAUAAUCCUUGGCUUGAACAUCAUCGAAACAAACCAAGCUGUAGAUUUGUGCGCCGAAUACCAUGUGGAAAUGUCCCUGUGGGCAUCCACCCUGACACCGUGGCUGUACCUACUUACUACCCUUAUCGGAAAAAUAUUUCUCCUGUAAUUUCACCGUCAUUCCGUUAUUCAUAUUAUUCAGCUGCGGUAUCAAGACUUGAACAUCGAGAAUUUUUAAGUCUUUUUGAUUAUGCACCACCACCGUACCCUGAUCCACAGCCUGAGAUUGAUGUUAAAACUGCCAAGGUUCGACAAUACUUGACUUAUGACGUACGCCUGAAAUCAUAUGGAUAUUGGCCUAGGCACAUGAGCCAGACAAAAGAAAAGCUAGCUGAGGCCGGAUUUUUCUACACUGGUAUUGGUGACUACGUUCAGUGUUAUCACUGUGGUAAUGGUAUAAAAGAUUGGCUCCCAAAUGAAGAUCCAUGGGAAGAACAUGCACGUUAUUUUAAAGAAUGUUAUUUUGUACGUGUUAUCAAAGGACAAGAAUUUAUUGAUCAUUUUAAAAUACCUCAAACCGAUGAUCAACCAUCAGACGAUGAGGAAGAAGCAGAAAGUAUAUUAUUUUUACCAUGUAGACAUUUUGUUUCUUGUGGAAAUUGUUCAACUGAUUUAAAAAAAUGUGUUAUAUGUAGAGCAGAUAUUGAAAAAGUUAAAGAAACAGGAUGCGCCCUCCAAGUUGCGCGUCAAAUAAAAAAAUGGAUGAACAAUAGAUAUGAAUUUGUUAAACAAAGAAAUUAUGAGGAGGCUGUUGCUAUACCAGAACAUUUACGUACACCUCGUGAGCCUGAAAUAGAUUAUCCUGGAAGCAUACACGGUGUGGAUAAAACUGAUGUUUGA
This is a messenger RNA of Aphidius gifuensis, 1119 nucleotides long. RefSeq names its product E3 ubiquitin-protein ligase XIAP-like. The coding region runs from base 1 to 1119 and encodes 372 amino acids. The transcript has 3 exons. NCBI's taxonomy places the organism in Eukaryota, Metazoa, Arthropoda, Insecta, Hymenoptera, Braconidae. The record is from RefSeq and is a predicted model, not a curated record.